Messenger RNA from Paramuricea clavata, 832 nucleotides. The record is from the annotation of a GenBank genome assembly. Lineage: Eukaryota; Metazoa; Cnidaria; Anthozoa; Malacalcyonacea; Plexauridae.
AUGAUUGUUGACAAAAUAGUUGGAAUGAGGAAAGCAAGCUCUGGUAGACCACAGCAAAUUGACGAGGAAGAUGCGCAAUUUAUCCUGCAAUGCAUUGAGGAAAAAGCAACUGCCCAUGGCAGAAGACACGAUUCUGUAUUAUAUACUGGUCAUCGAGCAAAGAAAAAAGAUUUCUUAAAACUUGCAAAUUACAGCAGAAUUUCCAGAGGACUUAAGCCUAUUAAAUCAGCAACAACAGUUUUCAACCGCGGAAGACCAAGAAACAAGAGGAGUUUGCAGGCCAAGAAACAUUUAGGCCUUGGUUUGUUUUGUGGCAAAAAACCACCAAAGCUUAAAGAAAAUGGCAAUAUAUUGACCCAUCACCAGCGAGCCUUCAAAAAGGGUAUACUUAUUUCGCAACUACAUUCAUCCAAAGAAGACGAGGCUAAUUUCAACAUGUUUAUAUCAAGGAACGAUAAAGCAUACAUUUGUCCUGGCACGAGCACAGGUAGCGUUUCUUUUUUACCACAUAAUUGAAUAGACCAUGCUCUAUAACAUAUUGAUAUUUUAUUUUUAUAAUAUAGGUGUUCAAAGUGCAAGAAAUGUCCGUAUCAUUCAGCCAUCUGACAUCACGAAGCAAAAAACCUUGCCCAAGUAUGACUUUCCAUUGCGACUUGUCAACGUUACACCAGGUGUGAAUCGAAUCAUGGACUUCGAGCUUAAAGAUGAUGACAAUGAAACCAAAAUAAAGAUGACUGAUGACAAUACAGUUGUUUUUAACCGACCAAAACAUUUCAUUGGCAGUAACGGAUCAGUGUGGGCCUCUGAGUUUAUGCAGUUAGGCUAUUUAUAA